GGAGUCUCCCGGGCCGCCGGAGCAUGCGCGGGGCUGCGCCGGCGGGGAUCGCUAUGGCAGCGGCGUCGUCGUGUGCCCGUUAGCGCUCGGGCCCGGGCCCGGCUGCCUCCGCAGCCACAGGCACCGCAGCCUCUCGGACAUGAGCCGGGCGUCCUGUUGUGGCCUCCUGCCCUGCCCUCCGCCGCCGCCGCCGCCGCCGCAUCUCGACUGUGGGCCCGCGCCGGGAACAUGCCCCUGGCCGCCUACUGCUACCUGCGGGUCGUGGGCAAGGGCAGCUACGGGGAGGUGACGCUCGUGAGGCACCGGCGGGACGGCAGGCAGUACGUCAUCAAAAAACUGAACCUCCGAAAUGCCUCCAGCCGAGAGCGGCGAGCUGCUGAACAGGAAGCCCAGCUAUUAUCUCAGCUGAAGCACCCCAAUAUUGUCACCUACAAGGAGUCGUGGGAGGGAGGGGACGGUCGGCUAUACAUCGUCAUGGGCUUCUGCGAAGGAGGUGAUCUGUACCGAAAGCUCAAGGAGCAGAAAGGGCAGCUUCUGCCUGAGAGUCAAGUGGUGGAGUGGUUUGUUCAGAUCGCUAUGGCUCUGCAGUAUUUACAUGAAAAACACAUCCUUCACCGAGAUCUGAAAACUCAAAAUGUCUUCCUGACAAGAACAAACAUCAUCAAAGUGGGUGACCUAGGAAUUGCUCGAGUGUUAGAGAACCACUGUGAUAUGGCUAGCACCCUCAUUGGCACACCCUACUACAUGAGCCCUGAAUUGUUCUCAAACAAACCCUACAACUAUAAGUCUGAUGUUUGGGCUCUAGGAUGCUGUGUUUAUGAAAUGGCUACCCUGAAGCAUGCUUUCAAUGCAAAAGACAUGAAUUCUUUAGUUUAUCGGAUUAUUGAAGGAAAGCUGCCGCCAAUGCCAAAAGAUUAUAGCCCGGAGCUGGCAGAACUGAUAAGAACAAUGUUGAGCAAAAGGCCUGAAGAAAGACCCUCUGUGAGGAGCAUCCUGAGGCAGCCUUACAUAAAGCACCAGAUCUCCUUGUUUUUGGAGGCCACCAAGGCAAAAACCUCCAAAAAUAAUAUUAGAAAUGGUGACUCUAAAUCCAAGCCUGUUGCUUCUGUGGUUUCUGAAAAGGCUGAAUCAAAUCAUGAAGUAAUUCCUUCCCAACCACACUCUUCUGAGGGUUCCAAGACACAUGUAAUGGGUGAAGACAAAGGUUUAUCCCAGGAGAAACACAUAGACAUUGGUCCUUUGAAGACACCUGCAAGUCUGAAAGGCCAUACCUGCAAACCAGACAUGAGCAGUGCCACAGAGUCACUAGCCACAAUCAGUAGAGUGAAUAUUGACAUCUUACCUGCAGAAAGGGACUUGAGUGAUGGCUUAGUUCAAGAAAGUGAGCCAAGACACACAGAUGCCUCUAAUGAGCUAGAAGGUAAAUGCAAUAUUUCUCAAAAGAAGGAGAGGCUGCAGGAUAACACUAAGUCCAGCACUCAACCUGAAAACCUGAUUCCUACAUGGUCCUCUGACGAUGUCACUGCGGAAAGAAAUGACCCAGUAAAGCCUCUACAACCCCUAAACGACCAAAAGCCUAAGGAUCAGGAUCAAGUUGCUGGUGAAUGUAUUACAGAGAAAGAGGACAGAAUCCACUCAGGUUUACAGCCACAGAUCUCUGGAUCUGAACCUUCCCUGUCUCGACAGCGACGGCAGAAGAAAAGAGAACAGACUGAACACAGUGAGGAAAAGAGACAGUUCCAAGAGGCUCCUCCUCAACUUUUGCCUUCUCUUUCUACUGUUGAAAAAGUGGAUGUCACAGUGACCCAAAAGGAUACUGAAAACCAAAGCAGAGUGGUCACUGGGCCUGUGAAUAGUUCGAGGAGCAGUGAGAUGUCAUCAUCAAAGGAUAGACCAUUGUCAGCAAGAGAGAGGAGGCGACUAAAGCAGUCACAGGAAGAGAUAUUCCCCUCAGGCCCUUCAGUGAGGAAAGCUUCUCUGAGUGCAACGGGGCCAGGGAAGCCACAAGAAGAAAGCCAGCCCACCCCUGCCCGAUGGUUGUCUUCUGACCAAAGCUUUGCUCAGGCUUCACUUGUGAACUUCAUGGGUGAACUGGGACAUCAUUGGGAAAGAAAACUCACCCAUUGUUUCUCAGAGGAAGAGUUAAGUUCUUCUACAAGUUCAACUGAUAAAUCAGAUGGAGAUUCCAGAGAAGGGAAAGGUCAUACAAAUGAAAUGAGUGAUUUGGUACAAUUGAUGACUCAGACUCUAAAACUGGACUCUAAAGAGAGCUGUGAAGAUCUCCCAGUGCCAGAUCCAGUGUCAGAAUUUAAACUUCAUCGGAAGUAUCGGGACACGCUGAUUCUUCAUGGGAAAGUAGCGGAAGAGGCAGAGGAGCUCCAGUUUAAAGAGCUACCUUUAGUUAUUGUGCCAGGUUCCGAAAAGAUCAGAAGAAUAGUUGAAGUCUUAAGAGCUGAUGUAAUCCGGGGCCUGGGGAUUCAGCUUUUAGAGCAGGUGUAUGAUCUUUUGGAAGAAGAAGAUGAAUUUCAGAGAGAGGUACGUUUACAGGAGCACAUGGGUGAAAAAUAUACUACUUACAGUGUGAAAGCUCGCCAGUUGAAAUUUUUUGAAGAAAAUGUGAAUUUUUGAGAAUUAAUUCUGAUCUGCUGCCAGAAUUAAAAGACCUACAUUCAAAGGUUUUUGGCAUACACAGAAACAAACCUAUAAUCAUGGCUGGAGGCCAUUCACUGUCCUUCUCUUUGGGGUUUUUUUACUGGAAAAAAAAAAGAACAGAGUAAAAGCGAGCUCACAGAAGAAAGAAAAAAAAAACAUUGUCUAGCUUACUCUCUUUAUGAGGAAAAAUCUAAGACUUUGGUUACUGUUUACUGAGCCUUAAAUCACCAACUUUAUACUUAGAACUUUUUUUAAGGUACUAAUUAGCUUGAAUACAGGACCAUAUAAUAUUGGAAAUUUUAUAUUAUCUUAUAGUGAUAAAAGCAAUAGAAAUAAAUGACAUAGUAUGUCUAGUGAUACUACUUGUCAUUGUUAAUUACCUUAUGUAGUAGUUGAUCAGUCAUUUUUUUAAAAAGCCAAUUUACAAUUCUGGGAUUAGACAAAGAAUAUGAAGCUGUAUCUAAUACCUGAGCAACUGAAUUCCUUCUUUACAUAUUUAUAGUCUUUUAACAUUUUAUUUUCAUGUAAUAUGCACUUUGUUUAGGGUAUACAAGAAUUGAAACUAAGAGAUAUUUUGGUUCUGUAAAUCAAUGUUUUUACAUGCUGGUGUUUUUAGAUUUAUUUUUCCAUUAGUGAAAACAUUUCUUAAACACUAAUUCCUUUUCCAGUUGAGCAAUUUAUAAGUAGAGUCCAGCUCCUUUUAGUUACGGACAUAUUUGUCUCUUGAAGUUUGGCUUCUUAUACAUCAAGAUAUUGUCUUCCCAUGUUUUAAAUGUAUGCUUGUAUAUCACAUAUUUUAUUAAUUGUUUAAUAAGGGGUAAUGCCCACCUAGGAAAGUUUUUAUAAAAGUCUUGAUUACUAAAGUUUCACUUCUGAAUUCAAGGGACUCUACAAAUAAAUUCUGCUCCAGAAAUGUUUUUAGUUUUUAUAAUUAAAAAUGUAUCUUACCCUUUUUUGAAAAUACACAUCAUACUCUGUUUGCUUUCCAGUCACUUAACAGACCUUUUAUUUUUUUUUACUGUGCGCCACGUACUGUGCCAGGAGCUAGAGAUAUAGUGGUGAAUAAAACAAUACUCCCUGCUCUUAUAAUGCUCAUGGCCUGGUUUCUGAGACCUCUUCUGUUUACAUUGAAGGGUUUGUUAGAACUCAACUAUAAAAUUAUAAAGUCCCAAUGCCCACUUGGGGAAAAAUCUUUGGCAAACUGUUUGUCUUCAUGAGCUAUUCACCAUUUCUUGCAUGUUUCAGAAGUCUGUAUCUUUUUGGACAGUCAUUGAUUUAACUUUUCUUAUUGGUAUGAAGUUGUAUAUAUUAUUUUCUUAGAAUAAAAAAAAUCUCUCCUAUACUUUA
Messenger RNA from Pteropus alecto (black flying fox), 3999 nucleotides. RefSeq names its product NIMA related kinase 4 (gene NEK4). Bases 229 to 2628 code for a protein of 799 amino acids. Gene Ontology annotation, molecular function: protein kinase activity; ATP binding. Gene Ontology annotation, biological process: protein phosphorylation. NCBI's taxonomy places the organism in Eukaryota, Metazoa, Chordata, Mammalia, Chiroptera, Pteropodidae. The transcript has 16 exons. The record is from RefSeq and is a predicted model, not a curated record.